Molecule: messenger RNA, 4156 nt
Organism: Ochlerotatus camptorhynchus
Lineage: Eukaryota; Metazoa; Arthropoda; Insecta; Diptera; Culicidae
Gene: dlp
Product: dally-like
Exons: 8
Coding region: 1255-3438 (727 amino acids)
Biological process (GO): cell migration; regulation of protein localization to membrane; regulation of signal transduction
Cellular component (GO): plasma membrane; extracellular region; cell surface
Source: RefSeq, a predicted model, not a curated record
AGUCGAGUACGAGAUGCAACAUCGACUCUGUCUUCGGUUUUUGUUCGUUCGUUCGUUUAGUACGUUUUCAGCUUCUGUGCAGAGUGGUGUUCUGGGGAUUUGUUCGAUUUGUUGUGUUUCGGCAUUUUGAGCAGACUUUCCGCAUUUUUUAGUUCUGUAAUUUUCUCUGCUUCCUAAAAAGUUUCAAUUUGUUUCUGAUGGUGCUCAAUGUUUGGUGAAGCGUAUGGAAAAACAUUUCUUGUUUCUUUCUAAGAUAAUAUGAAGAAGUACUUUGUGCGAUGUCUGCAAAAUUUUGGUUGAUUCAAGAACCUAUGGUGGUGUGCUACUGAAUAUUGUUCAUUGAGUAAAAAUUGGUGUUGUUCUUCGAUAAGUGUGUAUUAGUGUUGUAUUGCCAUUUAUCGCUCUUCCCUAAAGAAAGUGGCAAAGCGUGCACGGCUGAAUGCGAACGAAAAAUAAAACAAAAUUUAAAUUUUAGCAAACCCUUUUUUUGGCCAUAGAAGACAAGACUCGGUAAAAAAGAUUGCCAAUAUUUUUGCUAAACGAGAAACACAACCUGUCUGGUUUGUGUGCGUGGUUUGCCGAGUGUGCCGGUGUAUGAGUGUGUUCACCUUUUCGUCACGAGAUUCGGAUUCGGUCAAAAAUUUCGCUACUCAGAGAGGAAGACGAUCACCAGUUUGCCAUCGGAAUACAUAAAAAAUAGUGAUAAAAGUAUGCGAUAAAAAUGUCUGAGUUUUUCGCGAUAGAUUUGUAAACAUUCGGGCUACUUUCCGUUGGUGUGACGCGCUUCUGAAUGGUACAAAAAUAUACAAUUAGCUUAUUGUGUUUUUCCAAACGAAUAUCGAUUGGGACGAACAUAAAAAUAAACGGCAGAACAAUUUGCAAAUCCUUGCAGUGUUCGAUCGAACCGAGAGGAAAAAGUUAAAAUUCAAAAUCGAACCGUGGUAGAGUCGCAGCUGAAUGUCAUUCAACUUCGUACUGUGGUGAUUUUGUGUAUGUUCCCGUCAUAGAGAACAUUAUUGAAUCAAGAAGGUAUCUACAUACUGCUGUAAUUGAUCCUGAAGAGAGUGUCUUGUACGUGUACGACUGUUGCAUAAAACGGUUUGUGUAUGUGUCGCAAUAAUUAUGACCGGCUUUUAAUGAUACUUCUCCUGUGAAACGGUGGUGAAUUACAAUCGAGAGCGUACAACACUAUUGGGUUUGUCGACAACUGUUCGUUAUCAACUUGAGAUUUGUGCAAAUUGGAACCACUUAAAGAUGGCACUUGUAACCAGAAACAAAGCUCUCGCUCUAUGUCUGCACUUGUUGAUUCUUUCCGGCCAAUGGCAAUCAAUGGCAAUGACGAGCAGUGUGCCAUCGCCAACGGGAGGUACCAUUGGUGGCAACAGCAGUGAAAAUGUCCUCCAGACCGAGAGCACAGGAACAGGUUCGGUAAUAAAACGGACAUGUUCUAUCGUGCAUCCCAUUUUCGAACAGCGGGGUUUCAACACAGUCAACAUGCCAGCUGACCCAGUUACAGACAGACCAUUACGAUACUGUGAUGUGCCGCCCGGUGGCACCUGUUGUACACACACGAUAGAGAAUAAGCUUGCAGUGCACGCCAAAACACUGCUGGAACGGAACACUAAAGACUCGAUCUCGAAGCUGUCUUCGGUGCUGGGGAUCCGAGCGCAAAAGUUCAAUGAUUUUUUUAAACAGUUGCUCACCGAAUCGAAAGCUGAGUUCCAUGCAAUGUUCAAACGAACGUACGGAACCAUCUACGAGCAGAAUGCGUACGUCUUUGCCGACCUGUUCACCGAGUUGGAGCGAUACUAUGCCAAUGGCAAGGUGGAUUUAGGGGAAGCUAUGGAUUCGUUCUUCAACGUUCUCUACCAGAAGAUGUUCACCGUCCUUAAUUCACAGUAUUCGUUCAACACAAAGUAUCUUGGCUGCGUUAGCGAGCAUAUGAAAGAAUUGAAACCAUUCGGUGAUGUCCCCGAUAAGCUCUCGGUGCAGAUCAAACGGUCCUUCGUUGCGACACGUACCUUUGCUCAGGCGUUAAACUCAGCUGCCGAAGUAGCUAAGAAUAUGGUGAAUGUACGGUUAACAGCUGAGUGUACGGCAGCGUUGACAAAAAUGAGCACAUGUAAUACUUGUGCUGGGUUUCUGGAGAAGCCGUGCUCGUCCUACUGUGUAAACGUGAUGAAGGGUUGUCUGCAGAAUUACCUGGAACUGGAUGCCGAAUGGGACUCGUUUGUGGCCACGAUGGAGCGUGUUUCCGAUCGACUGCUAGGACCGUUCAACAUUGUGAUGGUCGUUGAACCGAUCAACAUUAAAAUUUCGGAAGCCAUAAUGAAUUUUCAGGAAACUGGCCAAGACAUUUCCAAUCGAGUGUUUCAAGGCUGCGGAAAACCUGCGCUUGGCCGAAGACGGAGAUCGACUAAUCUGGUACCGCUGGUCGAACCAGAGCUCAUUAGAAAUAGGCGAGAACUUCAAAGCAAAGACCGAAUGCAAGAUGAUAGCGAUAUUUUCAUUUUCGAUGAUGAAUCCUCCAUUAUCAACGAGAAACAGAUAACGAAAAGAUCCGCACAGGAUUCCUCCAGUCAGGAACUGAAGUACGAACCAGUGCAGUUUUCCAAUGGGGAAAUCCAAUUCACUAACAACAAUGGUCCACCUAGUCAUCAUCAAACCCCAACCGCCAACGCAAAUACAAAUAGAAGCAAUAGGAGGAAAAACAAUCGAAAGCAAACUGACGAUGAAGAUAAUACGCGAGAGCCAAUCGAUCGGUUGGUAAAAGACAUUCGUCAACGAGUGAAAGACUCGAAACGGUUCUGGUCCAACCUUCCUUACAUGCUGUGCAACAAUGAGGAAGUAGCCGCCUCCCCGAGUAGUGACGGUAGUUGUUGGAAUGGACAUACCGUUGACCGAUACCUCCAUGGGAUCGCUUCUGAGUCGGAGAAAAAUCCCGAAUUCCCAAACCGGUCUGCUGGUAGUAGGCAAAGUGCAAUAGUGCAACAGCAAUUGUUCACACUACGUACUGCCAUUAGCCAACUAAGGAAUGCUUACAAUGGGCACGACGUCGAAUGGACAGAUCAAGAAGAUAACUACUAUGGCAGUGGGUCCGGUGGUGGCAGUGGAUUCGAUGAGGAAGACGAAGCAGGAUCCGGUCUAGGCCCAUGGGAUGUGGAGGAACGUCACAGGUCGGGCAUGCCGGAUUACCCGAUCGGUGUUUCGAAAAGUGAUAUCAGUGGUAGCAAUAGUGGUAACAAUGAAAUUGACUAUACCAGCCACCAAAAUGUACCCGGUGUGGAAGGUGGUAGUAGUAGUAGUGGAGGCACGUCCUCUACCACUGGCAGUGGUAGCUCGCGGGCUCCACCUAUUUCCAUAACGCGGGCGCUGCUGCAGUUCUUCUUGCCACUUGUGAUCGCGUGGUUUGGUGGACUCUUCGCCGAUUUGCUGUGAUUUGAUCAAUAAGUAGCUGUGUAAUGUGUAUAUUUUUAACCCUAUUGGUUUUUAACUUAUACCGACCAUCCAAAUUGAUUGUAUGAUAGGCGGAAUGUGAGAUUAGAUUCUGCUAUGUGCUAUGCAAAAUUGUAAAUGCAUAUCUAAAAGAACAGAUGUGAAUAUAUAUUUAUAGGUAGUCUCUUUUCUAAUUUUCAAUACAUGUGUUUGUUACUGUACACUUUUUAAUGUGAUGAGAUUUGGUUUGGGCAGCUGAAUAGUGCAUUUCCAGUCAACCUGUAAUACGUAACAAAUCUCCUUGAUGCUUUCCUUGAUUUCAAUACUGAGUGUGAACGUUCAAUUGAUGUAGUAUACAUGUUUGUGUUUUGUUUACCUUUCUAAUAAUUAGGUAAUUUGUUUUGCGUUACAAUUACUGUAUCUCAAUAGUUAAGAAAGUUAAACAGAUGAGGAGUUUUAGUUUUUACCCAAAAAUUAUUAUUUUUUACAGUCGGUUAAUUUGAAUAAAAAACUUCAAAACUCAAAGAUAGGAAUCACAAGCUGAAGACACUCUUAAUAUUAUUUAACGCGAUCAAUAUCUUAUCUCAUGCAAUAUUUUCUUUUACAAAACACUCCUCCUACAUCUCAUUGACUUCAUACUGAUUCAAUAGGCUGAAAGUAACAUAUCAAAUAAAAUAGUUCUAAACCUGUGCGGUCAUCCCAGUGUUCGAAAAAAUAUCCA